AUGGGUAUCAAAGGCCUUACCGCUCUUCUUCUAGAGAACGCACCAAACUCCAUCAAAGAACAUGACAUAAAGACACUCUUCGGUCGAAAAGUGGCCAUCGACGCGUCCAUGUCAAUAUAUCAGUUUCUUAUUGCUGUCCGACAGAAGGACGGCGAGAUGCUGACGAACGAUGCCGGAGAGACGACUAGUCAUCUCAUGGGAUUCUUCUAUCGAACGAUACGAAUCGUCGAGAACGGUAUCAAACCUGCAUAUGUGUUUGAUGGGAAGCCUCCAGAUCUGAAGGCCGGUGUGCUCGCGAAGCGUUUCGAGAAGCGUGAAGAGGCCAAGGAGGAGGGAGAGGAGGCUAAAGAGACAGGUACGGCGGAGGACGUCGACCGCUUCUCUCGUCGGACAGUUCGUGUCACUCGUGAGCAUAACGCAGAGUGUCAGAGGUUGUUGAGAUUGAUGGGGAUUCCUGUUGUCGUUGCUCCAUCAGAAGCGGAGGCGCAGUGUGCAGAGCUUGCACGAGGAGGGAAGGUAUACGCAGCUGGUUCUGAAGACAUGGACACUCUCACCUUCAGUGCACCUACCCUUUUCCGCCAUCUAACCUUCUCCGAAGCCAAAAAGGCGCCUAUCACCGAAGUCACGCUCUCGAAGGCAUUAGAGGGAUUGGGGAUGAAGAUGCCGCAGUUCAUCGAUCUCUGUAUUCUCCUCGGCUGUGACUAUCUCGAGCCCAUCAAAGGUGUAGGGCCGAAAACGGCUCUCAAACUCAUCAGGGAACACGGUGGGUUGAAAGAGGUCUUAGAGCACUUGAAAGAGAAACAAGCAGAAAAGGAAGCCAAAGACGCAAAGUCGGAACCUAAAUCUUCAACAUCAAAAUCAAAAACGAAAAAGUCGGUAUCGAAAAGCGCAUCAAAACCGAAAAUCGACAUCGAAUCGGAGGACGAGGACGAGGACAUUACGCCUCCGCCUGCUACCUCCGACGUUGACCUAGCUGACGACGCUGACUUCAAAGCCGACGCUGAUUCGGACGACGACGAGCAGCCGAAGCCGGCGAAGUCAAAGUCAAAGUCCAAGACGAAAGCUAAGAAGAAGGCGGUCGUAGACGAGGACGAAGACUCGGAUGCAGAUGUGAAAGAGGGGGCUGAGAAAGAUGGUAAGGAGGCGGAGGCUGAGGUUGAGGAGGAGCAAGAGGAGAAGAAACCGAAGAAGGCAGCGAGUGCACGCAGACAGGGAGGUGUGCAGAUUCCUGAGUUUUGGCCUUGGGAAGAGGCGAAGAAGGUGUUCCAGAAGCCAGAUGUGAUACCCGCGGAUGAGGUCGAGCUGGAUUGGAAAGCUCCGGACGUGGACGGGCUGGUCCAAUUUCUCGUGGUGGAGAAGGGAUUCAACGAAGACCGCGUACGCAAGGGUGCUGAGAAACUCUCAAAAUUCCUCAAUGCGAAACAACAGGGCCGUUUAGACGGGUUUUUCACGGUGCAGCCUAAAGCAAAGGAAUCUCCAGCACCGAAGGGGAAAGGUGCCGCAAAGGGCAAGGAUGCGAAGGGUGGCAAGAGGAAGAACGAUGCUAAAGAGAGUGGGACGAGUAAGAAGGCAAAGACGAAGAAGUAAUGGAUGUUCGUGUCGAGCCAUCCAUUAGUUGGUUCAUUCGUUGUCUAGGGCCUCGUUUUCUUGUUUUGCUUUGCUUUUUUGUUUCUCCUGAUUCUCUGAUGUACGUAAGUUUGGUAUUACAUUGUACUCUUAUCAUUUCC
Messenger RNA from Stereum hirsutum FP-91666 SS1, 1727 nucleotides. RefSeq names its product PIN domain-like protein. The transcript is spliced from 12 exons. NCBI's taxonomy places the organism in Eukaryota, Fungi, Basidiomycota, Agaricomycetes, Russulales, Stereaceae. The record is from RefSeq and is a predicted model, not a curated record. Bases 1 to 1587 code for a protein of 528 amino acids. Gene Ontology annotation, molecular function: DNA binding; 5'-flap endonuclease activity; 5'-3' exonuclease activity. Gene Ontology annotation, cellular component: nucleus; cytoplasm.